This is a messenger RNA of Limulus polyphemus (Atlantic horseshoe crab), 2659 nucleotides long. RefSeq lists its product as uncharacterized. Gene Ontology annotation, molecular function: interleukin-17 receptor activity. NCBI's taxonomy places the organism in Eukaryota, Metazoa, Arthropoda, Merostomata, Xiphosura, Limulidae. The coding region runs from base 615 to 2495 and encodes 626 amino acids. The transcript is spliced from 12 exons. The record is from RefSeq and is a predicted model, not a curated record.
ACCGCUUGUGUUCUUCCUUCGAGCAACUGAGUAAUUUGUUGUCUAUGCAGUCUGUGUGUGCUUAUGAGGGGGUGUAUCAUCCUUGUCACAGGAAUGUGACCUCACAACUUCCAUGAAUACCUGGUGUGAUUCUGUGAGUGUAUUAAACCGCACAGGUUAGUUACGGACGAAAAAUAACAGUUGCAAAGAAAAAGGUAAAAACUGGUAAAUAAAGUGGUUUUAGACGCUAAAACACGGCAUAUGUGUUACGGCUGGGAAAGAAGGAGACUGAGGGAAGGCAAAAGUGACAAAGGUGUUGUAUUCCACGUUCUGAGUGAGUUUAGUCAGACGCCACGUUAGUGCUAAUAAUGAUAUGUAUCUUUAUCAUGGGCCAGAAUGCACAUCAAUGACUAGAAGAGACAACUUCAACAACAUCUAGCAAUACAUUUGAUUCCACAGCGACUACAACUUCUGUUUAGUGUUAGCAGCUCCACAGGGAGAAGUAAACAAAUAUAACUUUAACAAAUAUUCUCUUCAUAUUUCUAUCAGUCACUAAACUGUUCUUAGACCUCAGGAGGGACGAAGUAACAGAAUUUAGUAUAUCAGCUACUUCCAUGGCGAAUAUUUAAAUCAGUAUGUUGCAUAUACUAGUUCCUGCCCUUCUAUGGACAACCAACAUUACGUACAUGUCAACAGAAGGGGUUUUGAACGUAUCUUUCUUGCCAGCCAAAACAACCUUCAACUACACGAGGUAUGAAGUGUCCUUGUGGCGCUUGCAGAGCCAAAACACAACGUGUGAUGGACUUCCCGGUCAUGGCCAUUCUGUGGAGGAAAAAAAGGUGGAACCGUCCUGGCCCACUACGGACGUGUCAUUUGUGGGUUGGAGGACCAAAGGAUACUACUGUAUUCGGGUCGAGCCACUGAGUGUGGGACAUCGUGGAAACUGUAAAAUAGGCUGCCGUGCUCAUCGGUCGAAAACCUUUUUCCUGCCAGAAAAAAAAUUCACUGGCGUAGAAGUUAACUGUAGAAAACAAAUAUCAUGGAAAGCUGAUAUUGUUCUACAGCCCGACAUUAAAAAGAAGGCCAUAAAAGUGAAGGUGCUCACAAUUUGUCCGUUUAUUCAGAAACUUGAGAUUGCACUGUGGAUAAAUGCUAGCAAAAACUGUAAUGGACUGACGGGAAAGUUGCGGUUUACAAAGGUCGUCAGUAUAAAUGAAACAGGAGUAACUUUCAGUCCACUGGAGAAAGGUUGUUACUGCGCCAGGGUAACUCCUCUGGAUCAUAACUGCCAGAGACAAAACCUGAUGACACUUUUUACCAACUGCGCUAUAUUACCUGACUUCAAGGAUACACUCUUCUUCCCUUGGAUAUCCAAAUCAUCAAAUGAUUUUCCUGAUUGGGUGAUCAUAACUACCUCAGUUGGUUUAGUCACUCUGGUUUUAAUAAGCUGUUUACUUGUUGGUUGCAGGAAGUGCAAGAGAGCUGAUAGAGAACAAAUUUUAGGAGAUUUGGAUAAAGAUGCCGAAGAAGAUUUCACCAACCCAAACGAAAGGAUCCAGGUGUCGCUACUGUACUCUCAUGACUGUUUUCUGCACACUGAAGUCGUUCGUGACUUUGUUACAUUCUUGAAAGAUUGCUGGAAUGCUGAAGUCAUUUGGGAUUUAGAGUAUGAAGAUGAGAUUAUGGUAAAUCCCGAAGGCUGGGCUCUUCGUUUAAUCGCCUGCGAAUGUCAGAACGAAUUUUGGUAUGAGUCAGAGUCUGAAAUCAUGAACUCCAGCUUAUGUAACAUAUCACCAUCUAAAAACCAUGAAGUUGCUACUUCUGUCUCUGAACAAUGUCCUUCACGCAAAGAAAAAUAUAUAGACAUAAUGUACACCAGCUUUAAAAAGACACAUCGAAGACACAGUUUUUCUAGCCAGUAUACAUUACCCCACACAAACUUGGGUGUGCACGAAUCUUCACUGAACAAAAUCUCUGAUGCUGGUAUUAUAAGUUCGAAUCAAGAAAGUCUUUGCGACUUAAAGUCCACAAAUCAUUACGGGAAACUUUCUUUAAAUAAAAAGAAAGUCGUUAUUGUUAUUGAGUCAGAGGGCGCUGUGUAUCGUCAGAUAGCAUGGCAGGAAGGAAAGGUAGUACACAACGAUAACAUCGGUUACCUUGACAAACUUUUCAUAUACAGUCUGUCAGCCCUCACUACUGACCUUGUGAAAUGUGUUGGAGAUUACAGUCAUCUGGUAGUGAUCCGAUUUCCCUACACAGCACCUGGCCUUAGUCUCGGGAAUAUUGUUCCACAUAGAAGAUUCACUAUUCCCGAUCAUUUAGUGGAGUUAUAUUGGAAACUACGUGGUGAGGCUUCUAACUGUAACUAUGAGCUCUCAGAGGAGAAACUGUUGCAGAGGUGGCGCUACUCGUCAGCUUACGCAGACUUUUUAAAAUCAAUUAACGAAAUGAUUCAGUUUACUGCUUUAAGUCCCAAUUUUAUAAAAGAACAGUUGAGGGAAGAAAUAGCCAUUUAAUUUUAGAACUAGUUGGGCAAAGCAGCAUUCAGCCUUUAUGGUAAACAAAUGUAAUACAUACACAAUUACACGAGAAAGUGUUUGUGUAUAAAAGUUGCAGAAAGAGGAAGGAUUUGGUGGCAAGUACGUGAUUCGUUUCAUAUAUUAAUGGAUUUUUCAAGUGG